Fonsecaea erecta is the source of this 4251-nucleotide messenger RNA. RefSeq lists its product as hypothetical. Gene Ontology annotation, cellular component: TRAPPII protein complex. The transcript has a single exon. Lineage: Eukaryota; Fungi; Ascomycota; Eurotiomycetes; Chaetothyriales; Herpotrichiellaceae. Gene Ontology annotation, biological process: intra-Golgi vesicle-mediated transport; early endosome to Golgi transport. The record is from RefSeq and is a predicted model, not a curated record. The coding region runs from base 1 to 4251 and encodes 1416 amino acids.
AUGGAGACACCAGAGUCGCUUCCGCCUCCAAACUCCAAAGUGAUUGUUCAAUGUGUUGAUCCGCAUAACCUUUUUGACCGUUUCGAGCCACGGCUCUCGGCCAGAAGCCCUCUACGGAACUUGCACUGGAAAGCCCCCAACCGGCCACUACGAUCGAUCUCGAAUUUGAAUAUAUCGUUGACGCGCGAAGACCAAUCCGCUGGUGCGCAAGCCAACGUUCGGAGGCACCAGAUACCAGGUCUCCGAGAGACUCCAUACGUCAAACUAUACUUGUUAAGGUGCGAUGACAAGGAAAUCUAUAAAGAGAAGGUCAGAAAAGAGGUCCGCCAGUGGGUCAAGACACAAACACCUCCAGGUGAUGGGAAAUCAUCGAGCAAGAGCCAGGAGGAUCAUGAUGCCUUCGAAUGGCUGAUCGUCCAUGUCGUUCUUCCAAACACUCCUGCAGCCAGCCAGCCAAAAUCAUCGAAGCAUAUCUCACUAGAGGCCUCGGAGAGCACCGACAGCGUCAAUAGCAAAACAAAGUGGUCCGGCAAAAGCCCAUCCACUAUUUUCGACAAACUGAGAGCCGAUUUUAGCAGUUCCAAGUCGUCCAUCUCCCGCGUUGCCCAGGUCCGACUUCUUGAGCCUGGAGAUAAAUCAACGGCCUUGACAUCUGCGGAAUUGGAGGAGCAGUGGCAUGACUUGGUGGAUUCUCUGAAAACAUGUAUCCUGCGCUCGUUUGAUGCUCGUGUCGCCCAAUACGAACUGGACAUUCGUGAAAGAGAUAGCCAGAGAAGUCUGCCGGGUUGGAACUUCUGCACAUUCCUCGUUCUCAAAGAAGGUCUUGCCAAAGGCUUUGAAAACUUGGGCUUGCUUGAAGAUGCCCUUGCCGUGUAUGAUGAGCUUUCUCUGGGUCUUGACACACUAGUCAAGGAACAGGCCCAGAAAAGUGAUCAUGACGAAAGCGGAGCAUUACUAACUUUUUCUAAAGAAUCCAAGGAUCUCUUAAGAGCAGCUCUGGACCCGGAGACGAAGAGCAUAUCGUGUAUGGAUGCCGACUCGCCUCUUGACCUGAAGCACAUUCUCGCAGCAGAUGAAGAUGACUUUCCAUUUGAGGUUGAAAGGAAGAAUUACCGCAAUCUUAUUCUUUCUAAUGAUGUUUCGGCCUUGGAUCUUCGCAUCUAUCUCUUCACGCGGGAAAUGGAGAUCCUGACAAGACAGUCACGGUCGGUGCUUAGCAAGUCCUCCCAACCGGGCAAGACGGACGCCGAUCUCGACGUUGUUGCAGAUUUGACGGAACGAGCCAUGAAGUUCAUUAGUCUCGCCGGCCGCACUCUCCGAGUCGAGCUUUACAAUGCCUGGGGUGGGCACGAAGGGCUGAGUGAAGAUGAGCUGCACACCCAAAGAAUAGUCACAAGUAACAUUGUCUCCACCUGGCAGUGGCGAGCUGUCAUACAGAUUCUUGCUCAAGCUUUGCCAGCUUUGGGCGGCGACAUCGACUACGGUAAAGGAGAGUUGUCACUGGACACUACUGAGCUCUCUGCCGAUUCGGAUGCAGCCGUUGCAGACCAAUUUCAGCGGUCAUCCGAGAGCUACCAACCCAUAUCCCUUACUUCUGGUAUGCGGUCCGCUUCCCGUGAACGUUCCCAGGAUCGAAGCAAGAGAUAUACUCCACUGCCCAAUGGCACAGUUCUACGACAAGGACAGCCGACUCGAACCGGAUUUGGCCGUCUCGCCUUGUGGAUAUCAAAGCUCGUACUCAUGGCGAGACAUUUCGUCGAGACCUUGGAGGCCGUGAAACCAUGGGUUGCUACUAUGAAACAGUCUGCUCUGAAAUCUGAUGGCGACCAAAUGCAACCGAUUGCCACCAAUGGCGAGACCAACGAUGAUCCAGUAGAGGAAGACCUGUCCCCGCCCUCUACCAACACCGAGCUUCUCUUGGGCCUAGGGUCCGCCACAUUGAAAACGGCAGCGGCGUCGAAGUCGGGUUUUAUGAUGCUUUACGCCAUGUUGUCUGUCCUUGCCUUUCGGAUUGUAUCGCCCACCAAAAAUCGAGCAACAUCCGAGCAAAUAUUGACAGACCUGGUCGAAGUGGAAUAUUCGCAAGAUAACUGGUCAAUUGCCGCCCGUUAUCUCCAGAAUAUCCUCGGUCCACUCCCACGUGGCUCGUAUCGUCCUUCAGAAGAGUACCUCCUCCGCAUUUAUGCCGAGUGUCUGAAGCGUCUUGAGCGGCCUAUUGAAUACGCUCGAUGUCUUAUUUCUUGUCUGCAUCCCCCUAGAAAUGCCGACUGUGCGACUUCCUCCAAAUCUCGCUCUCAAGCGAAUCAAUAUUAUAUGAACGAAUUUUUCCGGGUAUUGCCAAACAUCCCAGCAACAACACUACGUGCGGCAUUGCUGUUUCGCAUCGCUGUGGUUUCGCGACACAUUUCUCCACAUGAUACCAAGGAUGGGUUCAGUAUCUCAAUCCAAAUACGCAGUCUUUCUGGUGCCUCGACCCCUCCAAUUGAUAAUGUCAAGUUACGACUUAUCGCCAAAGACGGUGUCGAGCCGCGGUCCAUAUUGCUCUUCCUUCAAGACAAGGUGGUCAUAGACUCCAAGGGCAAGACCGUUGCCCUAGAAACCCCUGUUACGACGCAUGGUUGGUAUGUACCGGAUGAAGUCGAGGUUUGCAUUGGCAACUUGAGACUUUUGCAUCAUUUCAAGUCGCGAAUAGAUGAUGAGGAUCCAGGAUCUGACGAUUCCCUAAGCCCUCGCGCAGACGUGGUACCACUCCUUUUAUACCCAAGCUAUCGAUCGUUCGGAAUCAAGAUUUACCCUUUCCCAAUCAUUCAUUUGGCCCAGAUCCGUAGAUUGCUCCUACAAGUCAGACCUGGGCAGAACAACAUCAAGCAGGUCAAGCUUCGAUUGAGGACGGCAACAGCUGGGCUGAGGCUUAACAUCCACGACUCUAAAUUGGUCGGCGAUCAACAUGAAUCAAAUCAAAUGCGGACGGCCCGAGAAGGCGACGCUUUAGUGAUGUUGCUGGAUAAUUUAGCCUCGGAGACGGUCACGGAUGUCGAGAUUCCCUACACCAUGGAAACGUCCUCCGAGCCGACGAUAAUGUUGCGCAUUGAGGCUAGUUACGAGACCGACCAGGGAAUAUUCACCUUUUACGACACAGCUUUUGUUAAGGUGAUCUUACCUGUGACUGUCAAUGUGCAGGACGUUUUUCGGAAGGACUACAUGUACUCCAGAUUCACCAUUAUCCCUUCGACUAUGGUACCGCUUCGUCUCAUCGGCUGCAGUCUAGAGAAGAACGACUCCCAUGACAUGAUUGCGGGCGGGAGCAUCAGCGAGCCAUUCGUGGUGUUCCCGAAACAACCUGCCAACUGGACUGUCCGGCUUGUGCCCAGGAAUGAAAAUGUUGCAGAGGCCAGUAGGAGACUAACGCUCGUUGUUGACUUCCAAUCUCUUGACGGAAUAAUGUUGGCCAUUCUUGAGAAACAGUUCACCAAAGAGCUUACCAAGUCGAGACACUCUUUUGCCGCCCGACUGCUCACAUCGCAUUUACUGGAGCGUGUUCGUACCACGUGGACCGAGCAAGAUGUGGAAGUUGCAGGAUUAACACAAGAAUUUGAAGUGUGGAAGAUGGAGGAUAUGGAUUGGCCGUCGGUUUUGUGCGCAUUUGACCGAAAAAGAAGAGCCGAGAUUGAAGAAUGGCUUCGAGACUGGCAUUCUCGAACGCCCCCGAUCAAGUUUUCGUCUUCCAAGGUUCCCCAACGCCAGCUCAGAUUGUUUGUUGACAUCCCGCCGCGUUCGAUACUAUUUUCGGCAUUUCUAGACGCCAAAUGGUCAAGGCCGCCACACCCGACUGCAACAAUCGGCCAGCCAUUGCUGGCCGAAAUCGUCAUGAAACUCGAAGAUCGUGUAGAGGGGGAAUUGGAAGCGUCAUUCGAGAUCGCCGCUCUUUCGGAUUCGUGGCUCGUGGGGGGCAGACGCAAAGGUAAUGUGCAGCUGGGUUCAGAGACCAUCCGCAUGCACGUGGUCCUCUUCCCUCAACAUCUCGGACACUUGCUCCUUCCGUCGGUCAGUGUUAAAUGUCGCAAACGGAUCCGAAGUAGCGGCAAAGAUGAAUGGGCAGAACUCCUGACAGAUGUUCAAAAUCCUGCUCAUGGUCGGAGUAUUCUAAUUACCCCAGAUUUGCGGAGCACCACGGUGGAGGUGUUUGGAGCCAUAGCGGACGAAGGUGCUGGCAGGCUGGUCGCGAGCGGAAGUCGUGGAGGAGUGGAUUGA